GCAGCUGGGAGGGGGGAGGGCCCAGACCAAGCAGGUAGCGCAGCUUAGCAGCUUGGGGACUUGGCAGGUGAAGUGGGACUUGUUUGUCAAACUCAUUAAUUUUCAGCAGCCAGUCCAGUGGUACUGCAAGAUAGUCGGGAGUGGGUGCUGUGGAAAGGUAAGAGGUGCCCGGGAUGCCGAUGGUGGGGUUAGAAAAGAGAAGCCUCAAAGAGCUUGGGGGCAAAAUUUCACUUAGGUUCUUACACCUACCAUCCCUCCUGCCUUGAAUGUGAGGGAACACGUCUGUUUUACCACUGCUCUUGGAAAGAAAGCCUCUGUCCCAGGGGAGGAGAGGCGUCUGCUCGGGCAGAGACCGCUGCUACCUGCAGGGUGCUCCCCACCCCCAAACCCAGUCGCCUGCUCUCGUCCCCUGCCCCCACCUCCUUAUUGGUGCUGGUUUGCAGCGCUUGGCUCCUGCGCCUCCGCUUCGUGUUUGAAUCUGGCUCGCCCCUUCGUAUUAUGUCUGCACUCCGAAGGAAAUUUGGGGACGAUUACCAGGUAGUGACCACUUCGUCGAGCGGCUCAGGCUUGCAGCCUCAGGGGCCAGGACAGGGCCCGCAGCAGCAGCUUGUACCCAAGAAGAAGCGGCAGCGGUUUGUGGACAAGAACGGCCGGUGCAAUGUGCAGCACGGCAACCUGGGCAGCGAGACCAGUCGCUACCUCUCGGACCUCUUCACCACCCUGGUGGACCUCAAGUGGCGUUGGAACCUCUUUAUCUUCAUCCUUACCUACACCGUGGCCUGGCUCUUCAUGGCGUCCAUGUGGUGGGUGAUCGCUUAUACCCGGGGCGACCUGAACAAAGCCCACGUCGGCAAUUACACUCCCUGUGUGGCCAAUGUCUAUAACUUCCCCUCUGCCUUCCUCUUCUUCAUUGAGACCGAGGCCACCAUCGGCUAUGGCUACCGCUACAUCACCGACAAGUGCCCCGAGGGCAUCAUCCUCUUCCUCUUCCAGUCCAUCUUAGGCUCCAUCGUGGACGCUUUCCUCAUUGGUUGCAUGUUCAUCAAGAUGUCCCAGCCCAAGAAGCGCGCCGAGACCCUCAUGUUUAGCGAGCAUGCGGUGAUCUCCAUGAGGGACGGAAAACUCACUCUCAUGUUCCGGGUGGGCAACCUGCGCAACAGCCACAUGGUCUCAGCGCAGAUCCGCUGCAAGCUACUCAAAUCUCGACAGACACCUGAGGGUGAGUUCCUUCCCCUUGACCAACUUGAACUGGAUGUAGGUUUUAGUACAGGGGCAGAUCAACUUUUUCUUGUGUCCCCUCUCACAAUUUGCCACGUGAUCGAUGCCAAAAGCCCCUUUUAUGACCUAUCGCAGCGAAGCAUGCAAACUGAACAGUUCGAGGUUGUCGUCAUCCUAGAAGGCAUCGUGGAAACCACUGGAAUGACUUGUCAAGCUCGAACAUCAUACACAGAGGAUGAAGUUCUUUGGGGUCAUCGUUUUUUCCCUGUAAUCUCUUUAGAAGAAGGGUUCUUUAAAGUCGAUUACUCCCAGUUCCAUGCAACAUUUGAAGUCCCGACCCCUCCAUACAGUGUGAAGGAGCAGGAGGAAAUGCUUCUCAUGGCCUCCCCUUUAAUAGCACCAGCCAUAACCAACAGCAAAGAAAGACACAAUUCCGUGGAGUGCUUAGAUGGCCUAGAUGACAUUAGCACAAAACUCCCAUCCAAGCUGCAGAAAAUUACUGGGAGAGAAGACUUUCCCAAAAAACUCCUGAGGAUGAGUUCUACAACUUCAGAGAAGGCCUACAGUUUGGGUGAUUUGCCCAUGAAACUCCAACGAAUAAGUUCGGUUCCUGGCAACUCUGAAGAAAAACUGGUAUCUAAGACAACCAAGAUGUUAUCUGAUCCCAUGAGCCAGUCUGUGGCUGAUUUGCCACCAAAGCUUCAAAAAAUGGCUGGAGGACCUGCCAGGAUGGAAGGGAAUCUUCCAGCCAAACUAAGAAAAAUGAACUCCGACCGCUUCACAUAACACAACACCCCUUUAGCCAU
This is a messenger RNA of Acomys russatus (golden spiny mouse), 2024 nucleotides long. It is a transcript of the gene Kcnj3, whose product is annotated as potassium inwardly rectifying channel subfamily J member 3. Gene Ontology annotation, cellular component: plasma membrane. The record is from RefSeq and is a predicted model, not a curated record. Lineage: Eukaryota; Metazoa; Chordata; Mammalia; Rodentia; Muridae. Gene Ontology annotation, biological process: potassium ion import across plasma membrane; regulation of monoatomic ion transmembrane transport. Gene Ontology annotation, molecular function: G-protein activated inward rectifier potassium channel activity. The transcript is spliced from 3 exons. Bases 499 to 2004 code for a protein of 501 amino acids.